Molecule: messenger RNA, 1134 nt
Organism: Anopheles maculipalpis
Lineage: Eukaryota; Metazoa; Arthropoda; Insecta; Diptera; Culicidae
Exons: 3
Coding region: 1-1134 (377 amino acids)
Molecular function (GO): nucleic acid binding
Source: RefSeq, a predicted model, not a curated record
AUGGUUGGAAUAAAAAAGAACAAAUCAAAACUCCCGGCACCGAAAAUUAAACAGAAAAAAGCACUUAACAAAUGGAAGGAAGAAAAGAGCAACGUUGUUGGUGAGAAGAAACCGAAAAAAGCAGCUAAACUGAGCGAUGGAAAGGAGGAGAAAAAAUCCGACCACAAACCGAUCGUAUUUGUGUCCCCCAAAACGGACACUACCGAUUCGGCGGAUGAUUCGGAUGAGAUGGAAAUCACCCCACCGAAACAACCCGUGCUGGAACCAGUCCCAACGGACAUACCCGAUCCACAACUGGAAAAGCGCAAAAUAAAACAACUAGAACCACUGAUCGGAUACAUCUACAAUGGGGAUCAGAUGUCGCUGAAGCAAAGCUUUGAACAGGCCGGACUGCUACUAACGCCCGAUUACGAUGAGGAGACACGCGUGUUUCGGUUCCUGGUGAACACGAAGGAAAUUUGCCGAGCAGAAGGCGAAAAGAAUGAAGCACACUCGAAAGCGCGGGAAAAGCUAGUGCAGAUCGUUCGGUACUACUGUUACACCGUGAAGCGUGUAAAGGAGUAUCAUACGCGUAGGAAAAUUUUCUACACCCGGCCACCGAAAGCGGCACUUCAAGAGUUGGGCAAACCGCUGGAUCAGAAGAAAAUCUCGGAAGAGAACGUGGGUUUCCAGAUGAUGCAGAAGCAAGGUUGGAACCCGGGUACCGCACUCGGUGUGUCGACCGAAGGUAUCCUCGAACCGAUUGUCGUCAAGAAGCGUAAGGGCAAACGGGGUCUCGGUACGGAGGACGCCAUUAAGCCGGAUAAAGUGACGACGGAAGAGAAGGUGAAGAUACCGCUGGAAGCGUUCUACCUGAUGCUGAAACAGUACGCCGGUGUUAAUGCACUGUACGAUAUUGUGUUUAGCUCACAGUUUUCCAAGCAUCAGGUGGCCAAGUUGAAAAACUUUGCCACAUCGUUAAAGUUAAUGCCGCAAAUGAUUGGCAACAACAAGAAGAAGUUGGUCGUGAGCAGACCCCUAACAAUCAAGGAGAUCAAGGAAGGCGUCAUGAAGGGACACUCGGAUCUUUGCGCCAAAUAUGUCGUAAUACCUCCAGCGGCCGGCAUUCCGGAGAAGGAUAGAGUAAUAGUUUAG